Molecule: messenger RNA, 300 nt
Organism: Endocarpon pusillum Z07020
Lineage: Eukaryota; Fungi; Ascomycota; Eurotiomycetes; Verrucariales; Verrucariaceae
Exons: 2
Coding region: 1-300 (99 amino acids)
Source: RefSeq, a predicted model, not a curated record
AUGCUGCUGUGGAAGGAUUUUUUACCAAAUCAGCCAGCUCGGUUCUUGGUCUGGUUUCUGAUGCGUCGGCGGCGACGCGCUUCCAACCUACCUGCGGUUCCGCGUCAAUCUGCCGAGCAUGAGGGUACGGAAUGGAAGGCAGAGCUACAAAGUCAUACUCCACCAGAGUCGAAAGUAGAACUCCGAGGUCCAAUUCCACCUGAGUACCUGACCAGCUCCAAUCCAUUGGCGGAGCUCGCGCAGCCUCAGACGGUGACUACCGGUUUUCGUAGAGAUCUUCAGGGGCAAGAGUUACCUUAG